Messenger RNA from Drosophila persimilis, 876 nucleotides. RefSeq lists its product as uncharacterized. The record is from RefSeq and is a predicted model, not a curated record. NCBI's taxonomy places the organism in Eukaryota, Metazoa, Arthropoda, Insecta, Diptera, Drosophilidae. The transcript is spliced from 3 exons. Bases 170 to 748 code for a protein of 192 amino acids.
CUCACAGAUCUUUUGGCGCCUCUCAUUCUGUUUUUGGCCUCUCAUUUGCUUGGAUCCGCGUCGCUCUGGGAUCCAUUAGACUCUCAGAUUCUGCCGGACAUUUGUUUAUUUGAUAUUCACAGAAUCAAAGAUAAACAUACACAGCAGAAACCACAGCCACAGCCACAUCAUGCAUAGCGUCCGUCGGUGGAAUAUCAAGCGUUUCUCGCUGCUCCUCACCACCGCCCUAUUGCUGUACGUCUUUGUGCUCUCCAGCGGCUAUCAGAAAUACCAGAUCGAGGGCAUUAUCGGCAAGACGAGACCGGAAAAGGUCUGGGAGUAUGUGGCCGACUUUAACAAAAUGCGUCUGCUCAAUCCUACAAUCAUCAACUUCAAGAUCCUCUCCGAUCAUGGCCACGCCCAUGAUUGGCGCUACACGGUGGAGUACACGGAGCGACUCUCCCACUGGCCCUACUGGCUGAACACGGCCACGGCCAAGUAUGUGGUGACCAAAACGAAGCCAGGGAUCACACCCGUGGCCUAUGGCAUUCAGUCGACUCACGAGACCUGCUUCUUCAGUGGCUUCUACUGCUUGCACUCUUUGAGUGAGUUUAGCUUCAGUGCCUCCAAUGAAGACACCUUGGCCCUGGAGCGGAUCCAGUACCAGUGUCCACCGCUUCUGGGCAGCGUGUGUCGGCGGGAGCUGGAGUAUCAGCGCCAGGCGGUCAUGCACAAUCUCACACACAUAUUCAGCAAACAGCGGAUCUGAGGGCCCCAUUCAGAAAACGGAUGUGCUUGGAAGAAAUGAAAAUUUAUAUUCCACUAAAUUGGCUAGUUAAUCGGCUCGCUUAAUGUUUUACAGUUAACAUUAUACCAUUUUGAUAUUUCUAGAUAGAA